Messenger RNA from Leishmania braziliensis MHOM/BR/75/M2904, 1047 nucleotides. RefSeq names its product putative actin-related protein 3. The record is from RefSeq and is a predicted model, not a curated record. Lineage: Eukaryota; Euglenozoa; Kinetoplastea; Trypanosomatida; Trypanosomatidae. The coding region runs from base 1 to 1047 and encodes 348 amino acids. Gene Ontology annotation, molecular function: actin filament binding. The transcript has a single exon. Gene Ontology annotation, biological process: Arp2/3 complex-mediated actin nucleation. Gene Ontology annotation, cellular component: Arp2/3 protein complex; actin cortical patch.
AUGGUGGGACUUGGAAUACAGCGGCGCAGCGUGCUAGAGCACGGGCUAGUGGCGGACUGGGACGUCAUGGAGGAGUACUGGUGCCACCUCUUCAACCGUCGCGUCUGCGUCGAGCCACAGGAUGUCGGCGUGCUGCUGACCGAGCCGGCUGUCACCCCUUAUGAGCAGCGAGAGAGAACAGCGGAGAUUUUGUUCGAGAGUUUCGGGGUACCGAAACUGUUCAUCGGCUCACAGGCACUCUUCUUACUCCACAGCGUUGGCGACAGGUGUGACACAGCCGUGGUGGUGGAGAGCGGUGCUGGCGUGACCCAGGUGGUGCCGAUCGUCGCGGGUUACGCCGUAGCCGCCGCAGCGCGUCGUUUUCCUGUAGCGGGCCUGGAUGUCACGCAGUACGUGCUGAACAACCUGCGGGAGCACGAGCAGGGCAUCGAGAUGGAGCAAGCGCUGGAGGUGGCGGAGCAGGUAAAGGUGCGCUACGGCUGCAUGGCAAAGGACUUCGCGCGCGAGUGUGCAGAGGCCGAAUCGAAGUUGCCUUCCUACGCGAUCCGCAACACCGAGCUGCACACGCGCGCUGGGGCCCCGUACUCUAUCGAUGUGGACUAUGAGCAACUCUUAGUCCCGGAGACGUUGUUUCAGCCGGAUUCGCUCGCUGCACCGUCGACCGUCACCGCCUCCCUGUUCGGUGGUCUCCCUGCCGUGAUCGACGCUGUUGUGUGGUCCUGUCCGAUGGACUGCAGGCGGUCACUGUACGCAAACGUCAUCGUCUCCGGUGGCAACACGCGCCUCCCCUACUUUGCGAAACGUCUGCACGGCGCGCUACGACAUGCCUUGGAUGAGCGUGCCACCGGCGUCAUCGCUGCCUCGGGUGGCCCUCUGGGCCGUCAAGUCGAGUACGAGGUGAACGUACGCGAUUAUUCACAGGCAAUGCAUGCUGUAUGGAGAGGGGCCAGCGCCUUCGCUGCUAGCCCAGAGUACGAGACGUCAGCCGUCACGCGAGCGGCGUACAUGGAGUGUGGUGCUGCUGUGAUGCACCAGCACCACAUCUAG